UAUCAGACAAUUCCACCAUCUUCCAUCGGUAAUCAUUAGCUUGUUGGUUGUCGUACCGAGUGGCAUGGGCAAUGCGCCACUCUUCAAAAUGAGCCUUCUCGUAUGGUUGAUUGUUGUUUGUGCUACAUUUGCUCCAACGCUGGCAGGCUUCGUUGAGUGUGAUCUUGAUCUGGAAGAUCCGAACAUAAUCAGCAGACUGCCCGAGCAGUGUCAGAAUGUGGAUGAUGCCACCAGAGCGCUGAUGGUCGAGGAAGCGGCAAGCUUCAAACAAUUCCAUCAGAAGCUGCUAGACUAUGAAGCAUCCCAAGCACCCGCCACUGAGGACGAGGUCCACAUGGAUAUGGACUUUCGCAAUGAGCUGUAUGCGGUUGGCGAACUGCACGCGUGUCAAAGCUUAAACGACACGCUUAAUCAGUACUUACGGUGCGUGAUGGAGCAGCGAAGCAAAAUGCUGGAGUUUAUCGAGCAAGCGUCCGGCUGAUUGAUUCACGCCUUCGAGUUGUAGAGACUGUCGAUCGCCGUAACUGCUCCGUUGUGUUUGUUCAGGUUGGCCGAAUCGAACUGUAUCAGUAUGAUCAUGAACGAGAGUAGUGCGACAAAGAUCUGCAAUGGAAGGGCGUGUUUUGAGAGAGGCUUGCAGACAUUUUUCUUCCGAUACAUGGAUAAGCAUACCGAAGACAGUGAAGAUAGUUCCAGCUUCAUCACCCCACAGGCCGUAGAUACGAUCUUCUUCUGGCCCAGCGUUAGCAGUCUAAGACGAGUUAGUUGCUAGAAGAAGGGAAGAGGUAAAUAAAAUGUGAGAGGGAACCGAAA
This is a messenger RNA of Anopheles stephensi (Asian malaria mosquito), 813 nucleotides long. RefSeq lists its product as uncharacterized. The transcript has 2 exons. The record is from RefSeq and is a predicted model, not a curated record. NCBI's taxonomy places the organism in Eukaryota, Metazoa, Arthropoda, Insecta, Diptera, Culicidae. Bases 65 to 481 code for a protein of 138 amino acids.